UAUUCGAAUGGGACCUCUGAUCCCUCGUUGGGAGUGAAGGAAAAGUCUAGUAACUCAUUGACCGAAACACAUAGAAGACUCAUGCAGAAUAGAUACGGACCUCCGUCCAAAGGUCCUUUCGAAAUAUAUAUAUCCAAAGUAGUAGACAACCGUAUCGAUAAAAACAUUAUCAGGAGCGAAAUAAAAAUUGGCAAAAUAAUGGCUAGACUUUUUCCGACAUUGUGGAGAUCCGCGAUCAAUCUGAAAUCUAUUGGAACAUAUAAAUUCUCAGUCUCCUUCCCAGACGGGGUAGCGGCCAAUAAAAUGGUGGAAAACGUCCGUCAUGGAGGAGAAGGCACCUCCUCAUUACAUAAACCCAGCUACCGGAAAUACUCGAAGUCAAGCAUAUUCACAAGAGGAUAGUUGAUCCUGCCGAUAAAUCCAAGUUCGUUUAUAUUCCAUCCAAUAUGAUAAUGAUAACAUUUGCAGGCCUAUCCGCUCCCAAAGCAGCUAUCUAUUUUGGGAAAAAGAUCAGAUUUGCACCAUAUAUACAGAAAGUAAAGAGAUGCAACAAUUGCCAACGUUUCGGUCAUAUUGAGGCUCAAUGCAGAGGUGGAUCGAGAGCCAUGAUGUGUGCAACCUGUGCGAGCAAGGGACAUCAUUCGAAAAGUUGCUCAUCAUCUCAUCUGGCUUGUAUAAACUGCCUGCGGAGGAAACUUCCCUUCCCUAAUCAUAGAACCAGCUCGGACAUAUGCCCGACUUUCAUUGAAAUCGAAGAGCGAAGAUUGUCAUGGCGAAGUUGGGUCUGAAUCCAUCUGAUGCCAUGGCGUUCUAUAAAUCCACUGGGCAUCGUCUACCAGACAAAUGGUUCGAAA
Messenger RNA from Harpegnathos saltator (Jerdon's jumping ant), 854 nucleotides. RefSeq lists its product as uncharacterized. The record is from RefSeq and is a predicted model, not a curated record. The transcript is spliced from 2 exons. Lineage: Eukaryota; Metazoa; Arthropoda; Insecta; Hymenoptera; Formicidae. Bases 82 to 402 code for a protein of 106 amino acids.